AGGCAGGCCGGGGAGACGAGGUGACGGUCUCCCCGUGGUGACGAGCGAGGCGCGCCCACCCCCGGCCCAGUUUACUCGGCUUUCCGUCCCCCAUUCCCUCGUCUUGAGGUCCCAUUAUCAAACGGGCAAAACCACGUCUUAGUACCGGUCAGAAGUUGUUCUUUCUCUUUUUAAAACACCCGAGUCAGCCAUAUGGUGCUGCUCUCGCGACUACCGAGAACGCAGAUCCAGUCUUGUUUCGCCCCUGCAUCUAUUAGUCUGCCUCGCUUCACGUAAGACUGAUAGUAAUGAGAACUUUCAGAAGAUGACGUCAAAUGUAAAACCUGCUACGCAUAAAUUUUAAAAAGCCGCCUGAUGGCAUUGAAACGAAUGGGAAUUGUAAACGACUAUGAGAAAAUUCGUACCUUUGCUGUAGCAAUAGUAGGUGUUGGUGGAGUUGGUAGUGUGACUGCUGAAAUGCUGACAAGAUGUGGCAUUGGUAAGUUGCUACUCUUUGACUAUGACAAGGUGGAACUUGCCAAUAUGAAUAGACUUUUCUUCCAACCUCAUCAAGCAGGAUUAAGUAAAGUUCAAGCAGCAGAACAUACUUUGAGGAACAUUAAUCCUGAUGUUCUUUUUGAAGUACACAACUACAAUAUCACCACAGUAGAAAACUUCCAACAUUUCAUGGAUAGAAUAAGUAAUGGUGGUUUACAAGAGGGAAAGCCUGUUGACCUAGUUCUUAGCUGUGUGGACAAUUUUGAAGCUCGAAUGACAAUAAAUACAGCUUGUAAUGAACUUGGACAAACAUGGAUGGAAUCUGGAGUCAGUGAAAAUGCAGUUUCAGGGCAUAUACAGCUCAUAAUUCCUGGAGAAUCUGCUUGUUUUGCGUGUGCUCCACCACUUGUAGUUGCUGCAAAUAUCGAUGAAAAGACUCUGAAACGAGAAGGUGUGUGUGCAGCUAGUCUUCCUACCACUAUGGGAGUAGUUGCUGGAAUCUUGGUACAAAACGUGUUAAAGUUUCUGUUAAAUUUUGGUACAGUCAGUUUUUACCUUGGAUACAAUGCAAUGCAGGAUUUUUUUCCUACUAUGUCCAUGAAGCCAAAUCCUCAGUGUGAUGACAGGAAUUGCAGGAAGCAGCAGGAAGAAUAUAAGAAAAAAGUAGCAGCACUGCCCAAACAGGAGAUUGUUCAAGAAGAGGAAAAAAUAAUACAUGAAGAUAAUGAGUGGGGUAUUGAGUUGGUGUCUGAGGUUUCAGAAGAGGAACUGAAAAAUUCUUCAGGUCCAGUCCCUGACUUACCUGAAGGAAUUACAGUGGCAUAUACAAUUCCAAGAAAGCAAGAAGAUUCUGUACCUGAUGUAACUGUGGAAGAUUCUGGUGAAAGCUUGGAAGACCUCAUGGCCAAGAUGAAGAAUAUGUAGAUAGUGAACUAACAUAUUUUAUUUCCGAAUAUAUAGAUAGUGAACUAACAUAUUUUAUUUCCUAUGUUUAAACCUAUUCCUCUGAAGCUAAAUAAAUAAAUGUUUUAAAACUGAUAAAACUUAGGGCAGGGGCAGUGCGAUGGAUCGCUUUUAUAUGGCCUUUCUCGCCAUGGUCUUGUAACUCCCACCCAUGUGAUUGGGUAGGACUAUGCAGAUAAGGUAAUUGUGGCCCACCAAGGGGAGUGGAUAGCUUGCUAAUAAGGCAAACAAAGUGUAUGGCACCCAUGUGGUGGUGGGACCAUGCAAGUAAGCUGUAUGGAGCCCUACCAAGGCAAUUGGUCAGUUUUAAAACAUUCUGCUAGGCUUAAAAUGAGCACCUUAGAGGCAGAAAGGGAGGACCUCAUCACCACCAAGAAGAAGAAAUGGGAGCAGAGCGAGUCCUUUGGACCCAAGGUUCCUGUAUUGAGAACCUCCUAGAGAGCUGUAACACCAGAGACAGUAAGGCAGUGGUGAGAAGCUGCGGUAGAGGAACAGCAGCAGAACCAGCAGACCAGCAGGAGAUUGGCAAGAGACGGCACUGUAGGCUUCCCAGCCCCCAGAGUGAGAAAACUGAGUGCCUUGGGCAGCAGGCUUGCUGGUGAAGUGUGCCUCUGGGCAGGAGGCUUGCUGGCAGAGUGGGAUGUCUCUGGACGCUUAUUCGCGGAGCUGACCCAUGGAGUGAGAAAGCUGAGCACCUGUGGGCUGAGGCUUACUGGCAGAAUGUGUGUUGGGGGGGUGCCUCUGGGCACUUAUCAAACACCUUUGCAUAGUAAUAAA
Trichechus manatus latirostris (Florida manatee) is the source of this 2217-nucleotide messenger RNA. RefSeq names its product ubiquitin like modifier activating enzyme 5 (gene UBA5). The transcript is spliced from 12 exons. Gene Ontology annotation, molecular function: UFM1 activating enzyme activity. NCBI's taxonomy places the organism in Eukaryota, Metazoa, Chordata, Mammalia, Sirenia, Trichechidae. Bases 355 to 1401 code for a protein of 348 amino acids. The record is from RefSeq and is a predicted model, not a curated record. Gene Ontology annotation, cellular component: cytoplasm; cytosol. Gene Ontology annotation, biological process: protein ufmylation.